Messenger RNA from Paramecium primaurelia, 243 nucleotides. Lineage: Eukaryota; Ciliophora; Oligohymenophorea; Peniculida; Parameciidae. The record is from the annotation of a GenBank genome assembly.
AUGAAUCAGAAAAUUGUGAUGAGAAAUGAAGAUUAGGAAGUUGAAGUCUCUGGAACAGAAUAAGUAUAUUGUUUAAUUAAUAUCAAGCCAGUUGAAAUAUAAUAGGAGACAAUUAAAUUAAAUGAAGCACAUAUUGACUUAAUUGUCAAAGAAUUUGAUGUUGAUAGAUUUUAAGCAACAAGAUGGCUAAAAAAGAAUGAAGGAGAUUUGCAAAAGACAAUUAAGUGGAUAAUUAGCAAUUGA